Messenger RNA from Ricinus communis (castor bean), 3044 nucleotides. RefSeq names its product AP2-like ethylene-responsive transcription factor AIL1. Lineage: Eukaryota; Viridiplantae; Streptophyta; Magnoliopsida; Malpighiales; Euphorbiaceae. The record is from RefSeq and is a predicted model, not a curated record. Gene Ontology annotation, biological process: regulation of DNA-templated transcription. Gene Ontology annotation, molecular function: DNA-binding transcription factor activity; DNA binding. The transcript is spliced from 9 exons. Bases 594 to 2630 code for a protein of 678 amino acids.
UACUAAUAAGUAUAUAUCGCUGCUAUUUUUCUUAAGUUUUGAGGUGGCCUUGACUCUUGAAUAAAGAAAAGGAAAAAAAAAAAAAAAAGAGUAGGAGAGGAGCGUAGGGUAUAGUAAAGCAAAAGAAGAGGUCUUUCUCAAACACAGAUCCCUAUGGAAUGCAGGAAGGAUGCCCAGCAAUGCUUGCUGGAACUCAUUCUUUUUGUUUAGUUUAAAGGAACUAGCUUUGUUCUCUUUUGAAAUCUUUUCAGAGAGAGAGAGAGAGAAAAAAGAAAAUAAAGAGAGAAAGAAAGCACGUAUAGAUUCAGUUGCAGGAGUUUGGAUUUUGUUUAAGAUGAGUGGUUAUAUUUGAUCCAAUCCAUUUCUGCAGCUAAAGAACAAAAGAAAGAAAGAACCAAAAGAAAAAAAAAAAAAAAAAGGGGAAAGAAGUUCCAAGAAAUGGAGUAGUGAGUGAAGGCAAAAGAAAAAGAGAAAUAUAUAUGCAUAGGGUUAUGAUUAGUUUAUUUUUCUCCAAUGAUUGAGUUGCUUUGCCUCAAGAGAAACUUACCAAAAAUCUCUUGUAAGUUAGAAUAACAUCAAUACACAAAAAAGAAAUGAAGUUUAUCAACAAUGAUGACAACAACAACAAUACAAACUGGUUAGGUUUCUCCCUCUCUCCUAAUCACAUGAAAAUGGAGGUCAAUAAUCACCAGACACAAUCUCCCUCUUCUUCUUCAGUUCCUACUGCAAUACCAGCAAGUCUUUUCCACUCUCAGUCACACCUCAGUUACAGCAGUUACUGUGGUGCUGUUGAAGGUGAACAUAGUGGGUUUUACUUUCCUUUGCCAGUUAUGCCACUCAAGUCUGAUGGGUCUCUUUGUAUGAUGGAAGCUCUUGCAAGGUCACAGCCCCAAGCAACAACGGUAACAAAUUCAACUCCGAAACUGGAGGACUUCUUUGGUGGUGCAACAAUGGGGAACCAUCACUAUGAAACCAAUGAUAGAGAAGCUAUGGCUCUUAGCUUAGACAGCAUGUAUUAUCAUCAGCAGCAGCAGCACCAAGACCAUGAUCAGGCCAACAACCAAAACUGCCUAAACCAUCUUCAUCAAAGCUCCAGGCAGCAGCAGCAGCAACAACAACAGCAGAUUCAAGCCCAACACUACCCAUAUUACAGUACUAACUUUAGAAGCUAUGAAAUGUUAGUAGGAGAGCAAGAGCCCAAAGAAUCCCAUGUUUCAAGUUGUGAUCUUCAACUUCCAACAAUUAACGGAGAUGAUGGGAUAAACGGAAUUAGAAACUGGGUUUCAAGAAACUACACAAAUAAUCAUGCAAUGGAGCAACAGAAGAUGAUAAGUUGCAUGGGUGAUAAUGGAGGUGAAUCUAGUGCUAUUAGUGCAAUGACAUAUGGUGAUUUGCAGUCUUUGAGCUUGUCAAUGAGUCCCGGUUCUCAAUCAAGCUGUAUUACUGGUUCUCAGCAAAUCGCAUCCACUGUCACCGAAUGUGCUGCAAUGGAAACCAAGAAAAGAGGGCCUGAUAAGGUGGAUCAGAAACCAAUUGUUCAUAGGAAGUCCAUUGAUACAUUUGGACAAAGAACAUCGCAAUAUAGAGGAGUUACAAGGCACAGAUGGACGGGGAGAUAUGAAGCCCAUUUGUGGGACAAUAGUUGUAAGAAAGAAGGUCAAAGCAGAAAAGGGAGACAAGUUUAUCUGGGAGGUUAUGAUAUGGAAGAAAAAGCUGCAAGAGCUUAUGAUCUAGCUGCACUCAAGUAUUGGGGUCCCUCUACUCAUAUCAAUUUCCCUUUGGAAAAUUAUCAACAAGAACUUGAGGAAAUGAAGAACAUGACUAGACAAGAAUAUGUUGCUCAUUUGAGAAGAAAAAGCAGUGGAUUCUCUAGGGGUGCUUCCAUGUAUAGAGGAGUAACAAGGCAUCAUCAGCAUGGAAGGUGGCAAGCUAGGAUCGGAAGGGUUGCCGGAAACAAGGACCUUUAUCUAGGAACAUUCAGCACCCAAGAGGAAGCAGCUGAAGCUUAUGACAUCGCAGCUAUAAAAUUUCGGGGUGCUAAUGCUGUAACAAAUUUUGACAUAACAAGGUAUGAUGUCGAAAGAAUCAUGGCUAGCAACACACUUCUUGCUGGGGAAUUAGCAAGGCGAAACAAGGACACAGGAGCUGGUAACGAGGCUACAGCAAUUCACAAUCCUUCAAUUCAUAACAGCACUCCCACACAGGAGAACGCUCAAAGCGAAUCAGACUGGAAAAUGGCCCUGUACCAAUCCUCGCAGCAACUCGAUCAAAAAGCAUCGAAUAUUAUAGAUAAUUACAAGACUCAAGCAUUCGCAUUGGCACCAGAGAAUGUGAUUGGAAUUGAUGCCAUCAGGUCAGUGCAUCAGCAGCAAGACGUGGAAAACUCCGCUAAGAUGGGAAAUCACUUGUCAAAUGCAUCUUCAUUGGUGACAAGUUUAAGCAGCUCGAGAGAAGGCAGCCCGGAUAGAGCUAGCUUGCCAAUGCUGUUUGCAAUGCCUCCAUCAGCAACAUCCAAGUUGUACAGUACUAGUCCAAGUAGUAAUAUGAAUUCAUGGAUCCCAACAGCUCAACUGAGGCCUGCAGUCACCUUGCCUCACAUGCCUGUUUUUGCUGCUUGGACAGAUGCAUAGGCUAGAGUUUUCUUUGUUAAGUUGGAUAAGUAUUUUGCAUGGAGAGAAAAUCAAAACAUGGGAUAGAAAAAGUAAGAUUGGUUUUAAUGUGGGGUUUUUAAGUGUUUUUUUUUUUUUUUCUUUUUUUCCUCCUUUAUUAGUUAGAGGAGAAAAUUGGGGUGGGCAAGGGGGGGUUAAUGUUAAUGGAGGUUGUAGUAGCCUAGUUGACACCUUUUCAUGAAGAAGAACCUCAAAUUUUCAAACUUUAUCCAUUUUAGCCUGGCUUCUUAUAUUAUAUUAUAUAUGAAGAAAAGAUCUUUCAAAAGAAAUGGUGGAGGGAAAGCUAUUAAAGACAAUAUGAUUGGAGUCUAGGAAAUGAUUCAUGACCCCUCUCCUUAACUCAUAAUUAGAUUCAGCUUUAUUUUUUUGGUUCUA